UUUGUAGAAACUUUGUUUGAGGAGUUUACAGAGCAUUUGAGAGAGGCAGAAAAGGCAAAUGAAUGCCGCUAUGGUCUCUUUGAUUUCUGCUGUAGAGACAGUGCUGGUCAUCCCAGACAGGGUAUUGUGUUUAUUGCCUGGUCACCAGAAAAUGCCAAGACCAAAGAAAAAAUGGUGUAUGCCAGCAGCAGAGAUGCACUUCAGAAGAAAUUUGAUGGUGUGAAAGUAAUCAUACAGGCCACAGAUUAUGAUGAAAUUGACAAAGAUGUAGUUGAGAAAGAACUUGUGAGAAAGCUUUAUUCAUAAACCAGAACAGUGAGAGCUUUGUAAUUUGGGACCUGUACCACACAAGGACUAUUGCCUUAGCAUGUGUUAAAUACUGAUGUUAAUUAUUUUUUGCAUUGAAGGAGAUAGAAAAAAUAGCAAGAACAAUAAACAAUUUUUUAUUAAAACAGGAACGAAUGAUGGUUUGGACCUAAAUUUAAAUAAUACGUAGAAAUCCAAAUAACUGAAAAUCUCUAUGACGCCAGUACAACAGGUGAAGAUCAACUGCUUUAUGGACUAUUCCCUUUUGCAAUCCAUACACCUUGCCCUAUCCAACCCAGUUUGAAAGUUUUAAAUUAAAUUUUAAAAUAUUAAAGAAAUUUUUAAAAAAUA
Molecule: messenger RNA, 657 nt
Organism: Lingula anatina
Lineage: Eukaryota; Metazoa; Brachiopoda; Lingulata; Lingulida; Lingulidae
Biological process (GO): actin filament depolymerization
Cellular component (GO): actin cytoskeleton
Molecular function (GO): actin binding
Source: RefSeq, a predicted model, not a curated record